AUGAAAACGAGUGUCAGUUGUCCUCUCAGCCCUCUGGAGUGGCUCGGAGGACGGCGGCGCGCGGCGGACCUCACGCUAAGCGCGCGUGAAGAGGGUCGCUCUGAUGAUGGAUUUACUCCCCGGCGAUCAAUGAGUAUGACGAAAGUUACUCAACACAUGACUGCGGACAGGUUCCGAAACCGAACUCGUACACAAAGUUUUGUGCAGCGAAGUAACUCGGCCGAUGAACUCGGGUACAAUUCCAAUCCUAGCUCGCAGUGCGGCCACUAA
Messenger RNA from Spodoptera exigua (beet armyworm), 270 nucleotides. The record is from the annotation of a GenBank genome assembly. Lineage: Eukaryota; Metazoa; Arthropoda; Insecta; Lepidoptera; Noctuidae.